Molecule: messenger RNA, 1958 nt
Organism: Magnolia sinica
Lineage: Eukaryota; Viridiplantae; Streptophyta; Magnoliopsida; Magnoliales; Magnoliaceae
Product: stomatal closure-related actin-binding protein 1-like
Exons: 13
Coding region: 183-1670 (495 amino acids)
Biological process (GO): regulation of stomatal movement; actin filament organization
Molecular function (GO): actin binding
Source: RefSeq, a predicted model, not a curated record
UCUCUUUCGUCGAUUCCUCUUUUCUCCCUCUCUAUUUGAACCAUCUCUCUGAAAAAAGACAGCUUCUUCUCUCCAACCAGAAAUCCGAAAUCCAGCUUCCUGAAAGAAAUCGAAGAAUCUGAGACGGAAUCCAAACGAUCUUUCAUCCGUUUCUUCAGCAUCGACAGCUUUAGUUUGCACCGAUGACGAGGAUAAGCCGUGAUUUUGGGGAUAAAAUGCAGAGGGAUGUAUUCCUUUCGGUUUCAGUUGAUGUAAGUUUUAUUUCAAAUAAGUUCCCAAACUAUAAAAUAGGAGCCAAUGAUCGCAUUGUGGAGCCGAAGGAGACUCCAGAGGCACCAUCCAUGAAGGAAGUCGUUGCUCGUGAAACUGCCCAGUUGCUAGAGCAGCAAAAGCGUCUGUCAGUUCGUGACCUUGCUAGUAAGUUUGAGAAGGGGUUGGCAGCUGCUGCUAAGUUGUCUGAUGAGGCUAAGUUCAGAGAGGCGGCUUCAUUGGACAAACACGUCCUUCUAAAGAAGCUCAGGGACUUACUAGAAUCAUUGAGAGGUCGUGUGGCCGGUCGAAACAAGGAUGAUGUGGAGCAGGCUAUCUCUAUGGUGGAAGCUUUAGCAGUUCAAUUGACUCAUAGGGAAGGAGAGCUACUUCAAGAAAAAGCAGAAGUGAAAAAGUUAGCAAAUUUUCUUAAGCAGGCUUCAGAAGAUGCUAAAAAAGUGGUUGAAGAGGAAAGGGCUUUUGCUCGUGCUGAAAUCGAAAGUGCUAGAGCAACAGUUGAGAGAAUUGAACAGGCCCUUGAGGAGCAAGAACGGAUGUCAAGAUCUUCUGAGAAGCAGGACAUGGAAGAAUUAAUGAAGGAGGUUCAAGAGGCUCGAAGAAUUAAAAUGCUGCAUCAACCGAGCAAGGUUAUGGACAUGGAGCAUGAACUUAAAGCAUUACGAGUCCAGCUUCGGGAGAAAUCUAUGUAUUCACUUCAGCUCCGGAAAGAGCUGGCAAUGAGCAAAAGGCUUGAGGAAAAUAAAUCCCAUUUGUAUGAAUUAGAUGGUUCUGAAACUUUAGGUUCCUGUUUACGGAUCGUUCCUUGCACGGAUAGCACUCCAGAUAUUUCGAAAUGUUCUAUUCAAUGGUUUCGCAUAUCACCUGAAGGAAGCAAAAAGGAAAUGAUUUCAGGUGCCACAAAAUCUUCUUAUGCUCCAGAGCCUUAUGAUGUUGGGCGAUAUUUGCAAGCAGAAAUUGUUUCAAAUGACCAAAGAGUUGUAAUAACUACCACUGGCCCCAUAGAUCCUGCUGCAGGAUUGGGUAGCUAUGUAGAGGCACUUGUAAGGAAAGCUGACACUGAGUUCAAUGUGGUUGUCACUCAGAUGAAUGGACAUGAUCAUCCUUCACAUUCAAUAUAUGUGUUUCAUGUGGGAAAGAUGAGGAUAAGACUCCGUAAAGGAAUGAUUACAAAGGCCAAAGAACCUUACUCCUCUUCAAUGCAGCUGUGCGGAGUUAGAGGGGGUGGCAAUGCUGCAGCUCAGGCAUUGUUCUGGCAACCAAAGAAGGGGCUUUCAUUUGCAUUGGCCUUUGAGUCCGAGCGAGAAAGGAAUGCAGCAAUUAUGCUUGCCAGGAGAUUUGCCUUUGAUUGUAAUAUCAUGCUUGGUGGGCCGGGUGAUCGAUCCGCUGUGGGAACCCAGUAAAAGUUGACCGCCUUCUCCUUUGUACUAAUGUAACUGUAAGUAUGUUGAGGUUUCAGAAGUUUGUGCAUUUGUAUGUUUGUCGCAGUGAAAAAAGAGAACAUGUUUUUUGUAUUUGUAAAAUGAGGCUUCCACUAUUCUGGUUGCGCCUCAAACAACAAAGGCAUCCUUUUUAUUUUGCCUUCUUGUCUCUCUUAACUACUCAUACAGCUUCGGUUUGAAUGCUUGAUUUUGUAGUACAUCUCUGAUUGCUGAUUUAAAUGUGGAAUGACAGUUUUGAGCAUUGAUACA